CAACCAGGCGCGAUAUCUGCGCCCGCGCGCCUCUCUGCUCUGCUCUAUAAAGAAGAGACCAGUCCAACGCCUCUUUAUAUCUCUCUCUUUCGCUCUCUCUCUCUGCACAUCCUCCUCUCGCACAUCUCCCUCUCUUUACUCUCCAUUGCUCAAGGCAAGGCCGGCCGGCAGAACAUGGGGACGCAGGCAGCGGAGAACUUCGAACCGCCGGCCAAGGAUGUCAGGACGGAUGAGCAGAAGAAGAUCGACGACUGGCUCCCGAUCACGUCGUCGAGGAACGCCAAGUGGUGGUACUCGGCCUUCCACAAUGUCACCGCCAUGGUGGGCGCGGGGGUGCUCAGCCUCCCCUACGCCAUGUCCGAGCUCGGCUGGGGCCCUGGCAUCGCGGUGCUGAUCAUCUCGUGGGUGAUCACGCUCUACACGCUGUGGCAGAUGGUGGAGAUGCACGAGAUGGUGCCCGGGAAGCGGUUCGACAGGUACCACGAGCUCGGGCAGCACGCCUUCGGCGACAAGCUGGGGCUGUGGAUCGUGGUGCCGCAGCAGCUGAUCGUGGAGGUGGGCGUAAACAUCGUGUACAUGGUGACCGGCGGGAGGUCGCUCAAGAAGUUCCACGACGUGAUCUGCGACGGCAAGUGCAAGGACAUCAAGCUCACCUUCUUCAUCAUGAUCUUCGCGUCGGUGCACUUCGUGCUCUCGCAGCUCCCAAACUUGAACUCCAUCUCCGGCGUGUCCCUGGCCGCCGCCGUCAUGUCGCUGUCCUACUCGACCAUCGCGUGGGGCGCGUCGGUGGACAAGGGGAAGAUGGUGGACGUGGACUACAACCUCCGCGCCACCACGACGCCGGGGAAGGUGUUCGGCUUCUUCGGGGCGCUGGGCGAGGUGGCGUUCGCGUACGCCGGCCACAACGUGGUGCUGGAGAUCCAGGCCACCAUCCCGUCCACGCCGGAGAAGCCGUCCAAGAAGCCCAUGUGGAAGGGCGUGGUGGUGGCCUACAUCGUCGUCGCGCUCUGCUACUUCCCCGUCGCCCUCAUCGGCUACUGGGCCUUCGGCAACAGCGUCGACGACAACAUCCUCAUCACCCUCAACAAGCCCACCUGGCUCAUCGCCACCGCCAACAUGAUGGUUGUCAUCCAUGUCAUCGGAAGCUACCAGAUUUACGCGAUGCCGGUGUUCGACAUGAUCGAGACGGUGCUGGUGAAGAAGCUCAAGUUCCCUCCCGGCCUCACGCUCCGCUUGAUUGCCCGGACCCUCUAUGUUGGUAAGGCCCCCCACCCGAAAAGCCAAAAAUGGCGUGUAGCAACGAAUAAGACUGACGAGAUUCCAUACGUUUGCAGCGUUCACCAUGUUCGUCGCCAUCACCUUCCCUUUCUUCGGUGGCCUGCUCGGAUUCUUCGGCGGGUUCGCCUUUGCGCCGACCACAUACUUCCUCCCCUGUAUCAUGUGGCUCGCCAUCUACAAGCCCAAAAGAUUCAGCCUCUCAUGGUUCACCAACUGGGUCUGCAUCGUCCUUGGGGUGUGCCUGAUGAUCCUGUCGCCAAUCGGAGGGCUCAGACAGAUCAUCUUGGAUUCCAAGACAUACAAGUUCUACUCAUAGACUUCAUCCACGACGCAUUUUGUGUAGUGAAAACUGCAAGAGAUCUUUUACGAUGUCUACUACAAACUCUCUUGUCUUGCAAAGGAAAAAAGAAAGGAACAUCAUAGUACCACGGUUACAGAUGGGAUGGUACUUGGUAGAUGCAUAUGGUCAGAGAAAACUUGGUUUAGUCAAAGCAAAAGGGUUGUGUUUGUGGUUAAUCAUGUACGUAAUAUAUAUGGUGUGUGGAUUUGACUCUCGGUACUGUAGGAUCGACAAUCUUUUUUUCUGCUCAAACUUGCAUGGAUGAACAUGGCUUCGCUUUCGUGUGCA
Triticum aestivum (bread wheat) is the source of this 1906-nucleotide messenger RNA. RefSeq names its product lysine histidine transporter 1. The record is from RefSeq and is a predicted model, not a curated record. Bases 175 to 1701 code for a protein of 508 amino acids. NCBI's taxonomy places the organism in Eukaryota, Viridiplantae, Streptophyta, Magnoliopsida, Poales, Poaceae. The transcript is spliced from 6 exons.